Cinclus cinclus is the source of this 1146-nucleotide messenger RNA. RefSeq names its product opioid receptor kappa 1 (gene OPRK1). Gene Ontology annotation, cellular component: membrane; neuron projection. NCBI's taxonomy places the organism in Eukaryota, Metazoa, Chordata, Aves, Passeriformes, Cinclidae. The record is from RefSeq and is a predicted model, not a curated record. Gene Ontology annotation, molecular function: dynorphin receptor activity; neuropeptide binding. The transcript has 3 exons. Gene Ontology annotation, biological process: sensory perception of pain; G protein-coupled opioid receptor signaling pathway; neuropeptide signaling pathway. The coding region runs from base 1 to 1146 and encodes 381 amino acids.
AUGGAUGCCCCCAUACAGAUUUUCCGUGAGGAGCCAGACUCCACCUGCUCCCCAGGGCCCUGCCGACCGCCCAGCACCAGCAGCAGCUGGCUCCCGGGCUGGGCAGACUACGACAGCAACUCCACCGGGCUCUUUGGGGACAGCCAGCACAACCACACCAGCAUCUCCCCCGCCAUCCCCAUCAUCAUCACUGCUGUCUACUCCGUGGUCUUCGUGGUCGGCUUGGUUGGAAACUCCCUGGUCAUGUUUGUCAUCAUAAGGUACACAAAGAUGAAGACAGCGACCAACAUCUACAUCUUCAACCUGGCUAUGGCAGAUGCACUUGUUACCACGACCAUGCCUUUCCAAAGCACCGAGUACCUGAUGAACUCCUGGCCCUUUGGUGAUGUGCUGUGUAAAAUAGUGAUUUCUAUUGACUAUUAUAACAUGUUCACCAGCAUUUUCACACUCACCAUGAUGAGUGUUGAUCGAUACAUUGCUGUGUGUCACCCUGUGAAGGCUCUGGACUUCCGUACACCUCUCAAAGCAAAGAUAAUCAACAUCUGUAUCUGGCUGCUGUCCUCAUCUGUUGGUAUAUCAGCAAUAGUUCUUGGAGGCACCAAAGUGAGGGAAGAUACUGCUAGCACUGAAUGCUCCUUGCAGUUUCCAGACAGAGAUUAUGUGUGGUGGGACAUCUUCAUGAAAAUCUGUGUCUUCGUCUUUGCAUUUGUUAUUCCAGUUCUCAUUAUAAUUGUUUGCUAUACUCUGAUGAUUCUGCGCCUGAAAAGCGUACGGCUUCUCUCCGGGUCGCGAGAAAAGGAUCGAAACCUGCGUCGUAUCACCAGGUUGGUUCUCGUGGUUGUGGCAGUUUUUAUUAUCUGCUGGACUCCUAUCCACAUUUUUGUGCUGGUUGAGGCCCUAGGAGAUGUGUCCCACAGUACUGCUGCCAUAUCCAGCUAUUACUUCUGCAUUGCUUUGGGUUACACCAACAGCAGCCUCAACCCAAUCCUUUAUGCGUUUUUGGAUGAAAACUUCAAGAGAUGCUUCAAGGACUUCUGUUUCCCCUUCAAGAUGAGGAUGGACAGGCAGAGCACCAGCAGAGUCAGAAACACUGUGCAAGACCCAGCUUACAUGAGGGAAGCAGGUGGGACAAACAAACCUGUAUGA